AUGAAAAUUGAGUUUUCCACUUCUUUCAAUGAUGUUCCUAGUGAAGAGGCAAAAAACCCUGAAAUAAAUGUCCUACCUGCCUCUGCCCUUUCCUCUCUUCAGGGUCUACGCUUCAAAAAGGCCCAUGUGACCCACCCGGAGCUGAAGGCCACAUUCUGUCUUCCCAUCCUGGGUGUGAAGAAGAACCCCUCGUCACCCCUCUACACCACCCUGGGGGUCAUCACCAAGGGAACCGUAGUAGAGGUCAACGUCAGCGAGCUGGGCCUGGUAACGCAGGGGGGAAAGGUCAUCUGGGGUAAAUACGCCCAGGUGACAAAUAACCCAGAGAACGACGGCUGCAUUAAUGCUGUACUGCUGGUGUAAAAUGAAGAACUCUAUGGGACGUUUUCCCGGACACAGAUUAAGCCUAGUACUGGACUAAAGCAUUUAUGGAGAUUGACCUUGUUUAAUAGUCUAGGACUAGGCUUAAUCUGUGUCCGGGAAACCGCUCCUCUAUACAGACUGUGCCUGUAAGAUACAGCCAGAGUUGGGACUGGCAUGGAAUAACAGACAUCUGUGGUUAAACCGUGUGUUGGAGAUGGAGAAAACAUCAGAUGGCAUAUUUUGCAACAAGGUGUCGUAACUAAAUUCUGGACUGUGAAUAAAAAUGUUUGUCAAAUACA
Salvelinus namaycush (lake trout) is the source of this 662-nucleotide messenger RNA. Its product is annotated as ribosome biogenesis protein NSA2 homolog. The transcript has 3 exons. The coding region runs from base 1 to 363 and encodes 120 amino acids. Gene Ontology annotation, cellular component: preribosome, large subunit precursor; nucleolus. Gene Ontology annotation, biological process: maturation of 5.8S rRNA; maturation of LSU-rRNA. NCBI's taxonomy places the organism in Eukaryota, Metazoa, Chordata, Actinopteri, Salmoniformes, Salmonidae. The record is from RefSeq and is a predicted model, not a curated record.